AACUCUUUCCUUUCUGCCACCAACCUUGCAAGAAUCCUUUAGAGAAGAAAACCAGGGAUGCAACGAACAAAACCAAACCAAAAAUGCCACUCCAAAUCAUUCCAACCCUUGAUCUGGGUUGAUGCCCCAAGCCUUGCAAAUCCAAUCCUAGAAGAGAAAAUAUUGAAAUAUUUUUGUUUUCAGCAGCAAAAGGAGGAGGCAAAGGGGUUGGAUGGGUUAAACUGAUAGAGAGCUGCAUUGCCCAGAGAGGAUCUGAAACUUGAGCUAAGAGGAGGCUCUUAAUACCCAAGGCCCUUUUUUCCCCCAGAGGUGAAGGAGAGAGAGAAAGAAAGAAAAAAAAGAAAGAGGAUUUAGAGUUCAUUUUCUUUUCCUUUUGCAUGCAAGAGAAGCUUUGCAGUUGCAGAAGCAAGCAAUGUGCAGGAGGAUGCAUGGCAGAAGGCCAUUGACGUUGGUUUUGAAAGAUUCCAUGUGUUUCUGAGGUGAAGACUUUUGAACAGCCAUUUCUACAGACUAAAAAUCAAAGCCUCCCCAAACCCUUUUAUUCGUGGAGAGAGAGAAAGAAAGAGAAAGGAAAAGGAAACAUAACGAGACGGUGAUAUUGAGGCAGUCCCAGAAUGGCCACCAAACGUGGAGCAGCCCCAAGACUCCAUUUCCAGGGUGCGUUGGAGCAGGUGGCUCGGCGGGGGACGAAAAUGGAAGAAGAGGAGGAAGAAGCUGAAAACCCUGAACCGGAAGACAGGUGGCGAGGGAAAGGACAGGCCUCUCGUGGGGGGCACCGAGAAAAAGAUGGAAGGCUGCCCCGAGCCCGGAUGUCUCAAAAAAGAGAGCUCCUCAACACGACUCGCUCUCCUCGCUCGGGGUGGAGGAACCCACCGGUCUCGCGCUCGGCUGAGUGGGAAGAGCGGCAGACGUUUUCGCCUUCCUCCGAGAGGCCAGCGGUGGCCCGCCAGUGGUCAAGGGGCGGACGGGCCGCCCGGCAUCCCCUGAGCCAUGGCCGUGGAGAAGUCGCAGAGGUUCACCACAUCCUGGACUCCGGGGAGAUUAGCGAGUCAGGGAUUUUGAAAGUGAAGGAGGAGGUCGUGGGGGACGACUCCGCCAGCCGGGAGAUGAAGCGGCAGCGUUUCCGGCAGUUUCGCUACCAGGAGGCCGAAGGUCCCCGCGAGGUGUGCAGCCAACUCUGGUACCUUUGCCACCGGUGGCUGAAGCCCGAGAGGCACACGAAGGAGCAGAUCCUGGAGCUGCUGAUCCUGGAGCAGUUCCUGGCCAUCUUGCCGCCGGAGAUCCAGAGCUGGGUGAAGGAACAUGAGCCAGAGAGCUGCUCCCAGGCGGCUGCUUUGGCUGAGGAUUUCCUACAGAUGCAGCAGGAAGCCGAAAGGAGGGAACAGCAGGUGCUGGGGCUCUUUGAAAUGGACAACGCGGAUUCUCCUGAAGCUGAGGCUGAGCAACCUCCAUCGGGUGCUGUGCCAAAACAAUUAUUCAGGGAAGCCAAACAAGAGGCUGAUGAGGAAGAGGCCAGCAAUUUGGAAAUAGAUGUUUGGAUGAGCGAGAAGGAGGAGAAAUAUCAUCCCCUGAGGCCUGAGGAAAUGGAUCCACCAGAGAUAUGGUUUAGAAGAGAGAUCCAGGAUCCAGGUUCCAGAAGUUAUAAUGGGGGAGAAGCCUCACAGGAGCACCAAGGAAGCCAACCCUUCCUUGUUGUGGAUGUGAAUGAGGACAAGACCCCCCAAAACAAUCAAAUAAUAAACAUGGAUUCAAAGGAAAGGAUUUGUCAAAACCCAUAUGUGGGAAAGAAUCCAUAUACAUGUUCAGACUGUGGGAAAGCCUUCACUGUGAGAUCCAGGCUUCUGGCACACUCGAGAACUCACGAAGAAAACAAAAUGUACCAAUGCACAAACUGUGAGAAGAGUUUUAAUAAGAAAUCAUGUCUCAGUAACCACCAGAGAAUCCACACUGGAGACAAGACAUUUACCUGCUUUGAAUGCGGGAAGUCAUUUCAGGUGAGUUCACUCCUUAUCCUCCAUCAGAGGAUCCACACUGGGGAGAAACCGUAUGUGUGUUCAGAUUGUGGGAAAACUUUCCGGUUGAAAUCGAGCCUCAAUGUUCACGCGAGAACUCACACAGGGGAAAAGCCGUACAAGUGCUCACAUUGCGGAAGACGCUUCAGCGUCAGAUCAAGCCUCGUGGCCCAUGAGAGGAUACACACUGGAGAGAAGCCCUACAAAUGUUCAGAGUGUGGCAAAAACUUCCGUCGGAGUUCAGAACUUUUUGUUCACCAGAGUAGACAUGCAGGUGAAAAACCAUACCAGUGUUCUGUCUGUGGGAUGCAUUUUGGUGAAACAUCAAAGCUCAUUACACAUUACAGAAUCCACACAGGUGAGAAACCAUAUACAUGUUCCGAAUGUGGGAAGAGCUUCAGCCAGAGCUCGUACCUUAAUAAUCAUCAUAGAAUUCACACUGGUGAGAGGCCCUAUGCGUGCUCUGAAUGUGGCAAAACUUUCCGAGUGAGCUCCUGCUUUAAGAAACACCAGAGAAUCCAUACAGGAGAGAAACCUUUCCAGUGCCCGGUAUGUGGGAAAAGCUUUAGCGUAAGCUCACGCCUCCAUGCUCACCUGAGAACCCAUAGAGGAGAAAAACCCCACAAGUGUUCACUCUGUGAAAAAGCAUUCGGUACUCGGUCAAACCUCAGCAGACAUCAGAGAAUCCAUACCGGAGAGAAACCAUAUGAAUGUUCAAUCUGUGGCCAAAAAUUCCGUGGGAGCUCCGGCCUCUUAGCACAUGAGAGAACCCACACAGGAGAAAAGCCGUACAAAUGCCUGGACUGUGGAAAGGGCUUUUGCCAGAGCUCCGAUCUUACUACUCAUCAGAGAGUUCACACUGGGGAGAAGCCCUAUAAAUGCUUUGUGUGCGGAAAAAGCUUCAGCCAGAGCUCCAAUCUGACAUGCCACCAGAAAAGCCAUGUUGGUGGAAGUGGCUAGAGCAGGAAUGGUCAACUGCUGGAGGUUAGGGGGCCACACUGUGUCCCCAGGAGACCUUGGAAGGCCAUCACCAUAUCCCCUAAAUAAAUAAAUACAUAAAUAAAAUUGCUUUCAAACUGGAGCAUGUUCAAAGGAGAGCGAUCAAAAUAGUUUAGAAACCAUGGCUUAUGAGGAGAGACUUAGGGAGCUG
Messenger RNA from Sceloporus undulatus (fence lizard), 3162 nucleotides. Its product is annotated as zinc finger and SCAN domain-containing protein 2-like. The transcript is spliced from 4 exons. Lineage: Eukaryota; Metazoa; Chordata; Lepidosauria; Squamata; Phrynosomatidae. The coding region runs from base 615 to 2972 and encodes 785 amino acids. Gene Ontology annotation, biological process: regulation of transcription by RNA polymerase II. Gene Ontology annotation, molecular function: DNA-binding transcription factor activity; RNA polymerase II cis-regulatory region sequence-specific DNA binding. The record is from RefSeq and is a predicted model, not a curated record.